AUGUUGAACCCUUUUGUUUGUGGAACAUUCAAUCCAAUAGAUGAUGAUGAACUAUGUGCAAAUCCAGAUUCAAGCCCAAGAAGAUACAAAAGAAAAAAUAGCAAAAACAACCCUUAUUCUACACGUGGCUUAGAUAAAUUUUCAGCACUUUUAUCUGAUUUAAACGAUAAAAGGCAGAAAAUUUAUUCACAAAUGAACCCUCAUGAUAUUUCUUACAUUCGUUUUGUUCACUCAAAUAAAGACGAUUUUGUCCCUAUUAUAGUUAAGGUGAAAAACAAGAGCCAAGAGAUAAAAGUAUUGAAAGCAAGAAACUUGAAGAAUUCUUCAACUGAUCAACCAUCAAGUGUUGUUAGUAUGGAAAAAAGAAACCAACCCAAGAAGAGAAUCUCUAUGAAUGUGAAGAAAAUUGAAAUGGAUGAAGCUAUGCUCUACUUGGCAUUUGUUGUGAUUAUGAUUUUGCUUAUGUUGACUGUUUUUGGAAGAACGGUUUCAACAAUUUUCAGUUGUGUUUUGUGGUAUGCUAAUCCAACUAUGAAAGAUGGUUCUUUGAGUUCAAGAAGUUCUAUGAAGAAAGAUUUUGGUAGAGGCUUGAGUAAUGAAGGGAUGAAGAGAAAAGAUUAUGAUAGAUGGUUUAGUGAAAGGAAGAUGGCGAUUAGUGAAGGGGUUAAUGAGAAGAAGAAAGAUUAUGUUAGAAGAUGGAGUGAGAAGAAAAUGGUUAGUGGUACUAAUGAUGGAUUAGUUUCUCCAAGAAGUGGUGGUGGUGAUUCUGAUGAAGGUAAUUCCAAGAACAAGAUUCAUGGAAAACAUUCACACAAGAAAAGGUAG
Molecule: messenger RNA, 825 nt
Organism: Lathyrus sativus (Indian pea)
Lineage: Eukaryota; Viridiplantae; Streptophyta; Magnoliopsida; Fabales; Fabaceae
Source: the annotation of a GenBank genome assembly